AUAAUACCUGUUUCAGUGACCUCAAUCGUAUUGUCUUGAUAAAUGCAGAACAUACAAUUCUUGUAAAAAUUGCAAAUCAACACCCAAGUUUCAUUACUGAUAUUUUAUGAAAUACAUAAAGUUCGAUUUUAUAUUGUUACACAGUAUACCAAGAAUGACAGGACGUUUCAAGAUAGACCAUAUAGACCACUUUGUUAUCACAGUAAAAGAUUCUAUCAAAACAUGUGAAUUUUACUCCGAGGUGCUUGGGAUGGAAGUAAACACAUUCGAGGGCACUAGGAAAGCUUUAACAUUUGGCAACCAGAAGAUAAACAUUCACGAAUAUGGUAAAGAGUUUGAACCUAAAGCGCAUGCUCCUACUCCAGGCUCUGCAGAUAUUUGUUUCAUCACAAAACACAGUUUAGACCAUGUUAUUGAACAUUUAAAGAGUUGUAAUGUGGAUAUUGUAGAAGGACCUGUGGAACGGACGGGUGCCAAGGGACCAAUAAAGUCAGUGUACAUAAGAGACCCGGACAACAACUUGAUUGAGCUUUCCAAUUACAUGUAAAAAUAGACGUGUACAUCAGUUAUAGAUUGUAGCCGUUUAAGUGUC
This is a messenger RNA of Mytilus trossulus (common blue mussel), 592 nucleotides long. Its product is annotated as glyoxalase domain-containing protein 5-like. Bases 107 to 547 code for a protein of 146 amino acids. The transcript is spliced from 3 exons. The record is from RefSeq and is a predicted model, not a curated record. Lineage: Eukaryota; Metazoa; Mollusca; Bivalvia; Mytilida; Mytilidae.